Setaria italica (foxtail millet) is the source of this 975-nucleotide messenger RNA. RefSeq names its product glycine-rich cell wall structural protein 1.8-like. Lineage: Eukaryota; Viridiplantae; Streptophyta; Magnoliopsida; Poales; Poaceae. The coding region runs from base 1 to 975 and encodes 324 amino acids. The record is from RefSeq and is a predicted model, not a curated record. The transcript is spliced from 2 exons.
AUGGCCGACGGCGACGAGUGGAUUUACGUCCUCUCACGCGAGGAGAAUCCAUCCAAGAACGCGGGCGACGGCGGCGCCGAGGAGAGCACCGGCAACGACGCAGCACAAGCGGACGAGGACGGCGAGGAGGCGCGCUCGGACGGCGGGUCCUACGGCUCGACGGAGGUGAACGAGUACCUGGACUACAUCGAGGACGUGGAGAAAGAGGACGACGCGGCCACCGGCGGGGACGCCGUCGCGGAGGCCCUGCGCGCCCUCGCGAUCGGCGAGGCCGCCCCUGGCGCCGCGGUGAGCCGUGUUGCCUCCGGCGGCGGCGACCGCGGGAAGGCCGCCGUCGUGGAGAACCCCUACUACGACUGCUACGGCGGCGGCCCCACGGACGCCGAGGCGUACUACGGCGGCGGCCAGGACUACGGCUACGGCUACGGCUAUGAAUACGGCUUGGGCUCAGGCUCUGCUUGGCGCGGCUACGUAACCGGCACAAGCUCGGUCUCGGGCUCAGGCUCAGGCUCCGCUUCUCGCGGCUACGAACCCGGCUCGGGUUCCGGCUCUGGGUCGGGCUCCGCUUCUCGCGGCUACUACGGCUCCGGCUACGAUGAUGACGGAUACGGCACCGGCGGCUACGGCUACAACAGGUACGGCUACGGUGGCGACGCGUAUGGCUACGCGCCUGGCUACGGCUACGGCUACGACUACGGCGAUGCAUACGGAUACGGCUACGGCGAUGCAUACGGAUACGGCUACGGCGAUGCAUACGGCUACGGCUACGGCUACGGCGGCUACGCAUACGACCCGAGGUCGGUGCUGUACAGGGCGCCGCCUGCCUACGGCGGCGUGCCCUACUACCCGUCAAACCCGUACACGUACCCGGUCCAGGGGGCACGAUACGCGCCGCCGUCCCGCCGCCACCCUCCGCGCGCCAGCGAGCCGCCGGCCGUUGGUCCGCCGCAGCCGGACCCCUCGGCGAGCAUCUAA